Messenger RNA from Engraulis encrasicolus (European anchovy), 1081 nucleotides. RefSeq names its product putative mediator of RNA polymerase II transcription subunit 26. Lineage: Eukaryota; Metazoa; Chordata; Actinopteri; Clupeiformes; Engraulidae. The record is from RefSeq and is a predicted model, not a curated record. Bases 76 to 846 code for a protein of 256 amino acids. The transcript has 2 exons.
ACUUAAAAGCUGCAUUGAUGAAACUGCUGCUAUGUGACUGUCAACUGUGUGGUGGUAGCAACUAAUAACAACUGAAUGAUGUGUGGUGCAAAUGGAAAACAGUUAAGCCUGGCUGUGCUUUUUGUAGCCAUUGUCUCCUAUGACUUUAGGCUUGCGAAUGGUGGCAUUGACUUCAAACCAUCCACAAAUGUAAACAACAGCGUUGAUGCGGCAUCCACGAGUGACAUUGAUUUCAAUCCGUCCACAAGUGUCAGCAACAGUAUUAAUUACAAGCCAUCCAGCAGCAGUGACCCUGACAUCAAGGGGCUUAUCCCUCAACAGCUUCAAACACACAUUACCCUUGUUGAUGAUGAACAGCAGGCUAUCAAAGAUGAACAGCAGGUUCUCAAAGGUGAACAGCAGGUUCUCAAAGGUGAACAGCAGGUUCUCAAAGAUGAACUGCAGAUUCUCAAAGAUGAACUGCAACUAGUCAAAGAUGAACUGCAGCUAGUCAAAGACAAAUCCAAACGACCUGUGAUCCAGAUCUACAAUGAUGACCAGAACCCUCACGUUACUUCCAAACAUGUGCAACAGCCAAAGCCAUCCUUGACAACACAGGCUACAGCCCCACCAAAGCAGCAGACCAAGCAACAAGAUGGGGGUAGUAUUCCUCAACAUGGCAAAUCCAAAACCCCUGUGGCACAAAUCUAUGAUGACCAGAAGCCCCAUAUGUCCAAACAUGUGCAACAGACACAGCCAUCCUUGACAAGACAGUCUACACCAGAGCAGCAGACAGAGCAACAGCCCCUUACAGCAGGGCAUAAGUCUAAACACCAGCAGAAGCGGCAGCUCUACUCUCUCAGCUGAAUCUGCCAUCCAGAGCUGGACUCGAUGGAGGUGUUAAAAUGGGUAUGUUGAAACACAAUUUUACAACACAACACAAUUUUACAUUGCCUACUAGAAGAUGGCUUCAGGCAGUUCAGCACAGACUGGGUCAAGGCCUACACUUGUUUCCAUGUUUUAGAGUGAGACGUCUGCACACUUAAAUUACUUUUUUUUUUUUUAGAAGUUUUAAGAAGUUUUGAUCAUUUAGGUCUUCCUC